UAGAGUUGUGUUCGGUUUAUAGACGAAACGUAUUUUUAAAAAAAUACUAGCUUUUGAUCAUACUGUAUAUAUAUUAUCAUCAGUACAGAUAAAAUUAAAUAAAAGAAAAAUCAGUUACAAGUUUAUAAGCGAUUGUUUCGGAUGUUAUAUUGUUGAAUUUGUUGCGUUUAAAGUGCUAAAAAUGAAAGCGAUAUAUUUAGUUUUAGCGUUUUUUGUUUUGGAAGUGCAUUCAAUGUCCCUCGUGGGGCCGGUUGCGACAUGGUACCGGCCAUGCGGACUUGGAGCUGUGUUUUUUAAAAACCUUACUUCAAACUUUUGGCUCGCAAAAAUAAAUGUCAGUUUAUAUAAUUUAGACAAAGCUAAUAUAUCGAUUCAAUUCGAACAAGAAGUGCAGAUUGUGGCGGUCCCAAUAAAGUCUUUAAUCAAGUUUUAUAAAAAGUCGAAUACUUACACAUUUAAUUCGCUGGAAACGAUUCCCAAUGAAUAUAGUAUUUAUAUGAAAAUUGUCAACGGCUCCGGUACGGACAUACCGAAAGUUUCAAGUAUUAAAUUGAAUAAUAUGGUGCUGUGUAACGAAACUGUAAAGAAUACGGUAAAUGUUAAGUCCUACAAUGUUACUAAAGAAAAUGACAACACCUUUAAAUAUAUGUGCGGCCACCGGUCGUUAAAAAGCUCAGAAGUUAAUCAAGUCAUGGGAGAUGCCAAGGCUGGUGACUGGCCCUGGCAUGUAGCUAUACUGAUAAGGAGAGGAACAAAAAAUCUUGCCAACUACCAAUGUGGAGGAACUAUUAUUUCUAGUACCGCAAUUCUUACUGCCGGUCAUUGUGUUUUCAUAAAUGGGACACGUAUUGAAAGUGAAAAACUUGUAAUCGAAGCUGGUGUGGUCGAUCUCAGAGCAAAAGACCAAAAAGGAAAACAAACACUAAACGUUGACAAAGUGAUUUUGCACCCCGAGUACAGUAUAGAACACGCAAGUUCAGAUCUCGCUAUUCUUGUGGUCAAUAAACUACGGUACACUGAAUAUGUCCAACCAAUUUGUAUUUGGGGGCCAGUGUAUGACAAAGUAACGCUCUUUGGGCGGACAGCUAUGAUUACUGGGUUUGGAACAACAGAAAACGACGUACUUUCAAACACUCUCAGAUCUGCGUACACUACUAUACAAAAUGACACCACUUGCAUUGCGUUCAACCAAAAUUUAUAUUCAAAAUUGCUAAAUGAAUUCACAUUUUGUGCUGGUUUAGGACCCGAAGUUGGAGUGAAUCCUCGCAACGGGGAUAGUGGGGGAGGCUUAACGGUACCAGUGGUGCGAGCUGACAACAAAGUGACCUGGUUUCUACGAGGUGUUCUGUCCAAAUGUGGCUUACCUACUGGUCACAAAUUAUGCUCUCCUAAUUUUUACGUAGUUUACACAGAUGUUGCUCCUCAUUACGGCUGGAUAUACCAUAAUGCGGGAUUAUAUUUUUCAAGUAACAUCAUUUAUUGAUGUUAUAGGUUAGGAUACCUUACUUAAAAAUAAGACUUUUCCUUUAAACUAACCUUAAUAUAAUUUAGUAAUUAAUUAUUUUCUUAAACACACACACACACGUCACAAUAGACUAGGGUUAUAUUAAUAUUUGGUAGUAUUGUAUAAAAUAUUAAAAUAUUAAAUAAGUGGUCGAAAUAUAAA
Danaus plexippus (monarch butterfly) is the source of this 1666-nucleotide messenger RNA. RefSeq names its product serine protease gd-like. The record is from RefSeq and is a predicted model, not a curated record. The coding region runs from base 182 to 1483 and encodes 433 amino acids. The transcript has 7 exons. NCBI's taxonomy places the organism in Eukaryota, Metazoa, Arthropoda, Insecta, Lepidoptera, Nymphalidae. Gene Ontology annotation, biological process: proteolysis. Gene Ontology annotation, molecular function: serine-type endopeptidase activity.